Molecule: messenger RNA, 2214 nt
Organism: Cajanus cajan (pigeon pea)
Lineage: Eukaryota; Viridiplantae; Streptophyta; Magnoliopsida; Fabales; Fabaceae
Source: RefSeq, a predicted model, not a curated record
UGAAAGUCCCAAAAGUCAUUAUAGGUAUGGUUCACAUUCCAGUUAAUUUUAGUGACCAUCUUAUAAAAGAUGAAGAGAUAGUUCAGACAAAGUUGCUGUAGUUUGAGAUAUUGAGCUGAUGUCAUUGUUUUAUUUUUAUACGAAACAAUCAGUAAAAUUGUAAAACAUGCUAAUGACUACUUGCAGUAUUAUUGUGUUCCGAUGACUUUGAACCCAAAUGCAUGCUAUGAUUGAGCUAUUGAAGAAUUUAUGCAGGACAACUAUUCAGAUACCAAACAGUCAAUUUGGAUAAAUGAUAAUGCCGUGAUGCAAAUGUUAGAUUCAUAUCUUUUGGAAUAUUUAAUUAAAAAAAUUGUUAUUUCAAUGCUUAGAAAUGCAGAUCACUGAGAGUACAGAAGUCGUGAGAGACUGACAGAGCACUUACGAGAAUUUAACUUGGAGCUGCAGGAUGGGUCAUUGGGGUGUUUGUCAUCAAGUCAUGUUCAUUGGUCAGCAAGAGGAAUGUGAACUCACUUCCACCAUUCCUAAGGUUGAGGAAUCAGAAGAUGAAGAAAAAGUCAUUGACGUUGAGCCUAUCUUCAUGCCAAAAUUUAAGAAAAGAAAACGCCUAAGCCUUAAUCGUCUUAGAGAGAUUAAAGCAGAUAUGUGCGAUGGGCAAAGUAGUGACAUGGCUAAAACAAAGAAGUGUGCAAGCAGAGACAGAUGGUCAGCUAAGAGGUAUAAGUUGGCUGAGCAAAGCAUGUGGGAGGUCUUAAAAGGUGAAGGUGCAACUUUUGAAAAUCCAAUUACCCGAAAUGCACUAAGAUUGGCUGCCCGUAAGCACAUUGGUGAUACUGGACUAUUAGACCACUUACUAAAGCACAUUGAUGGUAAAGUGGCACCUGGAGGAACUGAGCGGUUCCGACGGUGGUUCAACACCAAUGGAAUCAUGGAGUAUUGGUUGGAGAGUGCUAGUUUGGAUAAGAUCCGCCAGGAGGCCGGGAUGCAAGACCCUUACUGGAUACCACCGUCUUCUUUAAGGGCAUGCAGUGUUCCUACUCUGAAUACUGAUUCCAUUGGUGAACUGAAAAUGCUUAAAAUAGAAAUGGCCCAGAUGAAAAAAGAUAUGCAAGAGCUCAUUGCCAAGAAGCAAGAAAAAAACGAAAUGUGUUUGAUGAAGGAGACACAGAAAAAUUAUGUGAAUUGGAAAGCUAUGACUGAGCAGCGUGUAACUGAUAUUAUAAAUUCUUUGAAGGGUGUGCAGGGCAUGCAUGAAGACAUGUUGAUUUGGAAAACUAAAGUUGAGCAACAGCUUAUGCAAAUAACCAACAAAUUGAGUGGUGUGCAGACAUUGAGAGAACACACCACUUCAAGUUAUUCUCCUGUAAGAUGGGAGGAUUGGCUGGAAAGCACCAACCUAGACAAUAUUCAGGGAAAUGAACUUGGACCUUGGUUUGGGAAUCCUGAGCUACUUAAUGUUCUUCCACAAGAGGUUGUACUUCAAGAUCCAAACUUAACCCUACCAACUCAGCUGCACGGGGUAGAACUGACUAACAUGAGGAGUAGCCCCCUCAUUCUUUCUCCUCGUGAUUAUAGCAAUUUGCUGGAGUUGGUGCCAGAGAAGCUAAAGGAAGAUCAAACUAAUGUGACACCUGAUUCUUCUACGACGGUUAACUCAAAAUCAGAAACUGACAAUUCAUUGAUAUUGUUUCAGGAAAUGUUCAUGGAGUUAUUUACAUCAAGGGAUAAAAUGGAGCAGCAGUUAUUGGAUAUAUCAAAUACUGUAUAUCGUAUGCUGGCAAUGAAAUAGACUCUACAUCGAAGUAUCCUAGUAUCAAGCCUAAUUUUUGGACGCUAAUUUUUAACCAUUUUCUCUUGUUGCUUUCAGAGUGUAGGGCUUAGAUAUUGUACAGGUUAACAAUAUAACGAAGUGAAAUCCUUCUCCAACCACAACAUAGAAGCCGCAUCUGAAUCUCACCCACACUGAGCUGCAAAUUGUCGAUAUUUUUCCCUGGCCUUUUAUAGUACAGUUGGUUUCUGCUUUAAGGUAGGUCACUAGGUCAUCGUUAGGGAUAUUAUUUUAAGUGACAGUUUUCUAGUUUUGUUCAGUAAAAGUUAAGCUCCUGUUAGGCUUUUAUUUAACUUAUUAGCUCGAGUGACUCUUGAAAAUAUGUACUUGAACCUUAUUUGGGGGAUAAGUUGCUAUAUGUAGAAUUUGUGCGGUAUAGUUCAUCA